AUGACGAACAUAACCGAUACAGCAGCUCGGGAUUUGACCGCCCGACUGCCAACAACUGUCAUUCCUUUACAUUAUCAACUAUAUAAAGAUGUCAGUCAAUUAGAACAAUAUGUUUUUCAAGGAAUUGUAGAUAUAGAUGUUAAAAUCAAUGCAAUUGUACAUGAAAUUAUUUUAAAUAGUGUUGAUUUAAAUCUUACGAAAAUUGAGUAUCAAUCCAGUGAUACAUCUUCUCCAUUGAAUGGAUCUGUUGAAUUGAAUGAUGAGGAUGAAUUAGCGAUAAUACGAUUUGGCCAACCGAUCAACCCCGGAAACGGUCGUUUACAUAUUGAAUUCAAUGGUAUAAUCGAAGAUGAACUUCAUGGCUUCUAUCGAACGAAAGACAAGAACCAAAUCGGUGCAUGUACUCAAUUCGAACCUGCAUACGCACGUCGUGCUUUCCCUUGUUUUGAUGAGCCAUCGUUUAAAGCCAAAUUUACAAUUAGUAUUCGAGCACCAAAACACCUGACAACAUUAUGUAACAUGGUAUUCCAGUAA
Molecule: messenger RNA, 534 nt
Organism: Adineta ricciae
Lineage: Eukaryota; Metazoa; Rotifera; Eurotatoria; Adinetida; Adinetidae
Source: the annotation of a GenBank genome assembly